AUGGCAGGCCCCCAGGAAUCGACCACUUCUCCUCGUCGGAGUCGUGGUUUCAGCGUCAAGUCGGAGUCUUCCCAUAAAACCAACAAUUCCGGUCAUAAAUCGCGUCUCUCAGAGUCCUCUCAGGAGAAGGCCCGGCGCAGUCUACACACCAAAGCUGAUCCUACGGUCGCGAUGAACGAGUUGCAACCCAUGGCGGUUGCCCUGGAGAAGUCCAAUUUGGGCUCUCUGCGCGCAAUGGAGCAUAAGGAUCAAUAUGGCAAUCCUAUCACCGAUCCCGACUGGUCAAACCCCACCCGCCCACGUUUCGAACGCCCGCUGGAUACCAUCCGCUCCUUCGAAGCAGCCAUCUACGGCACCUACACCAGUACGCGCCCGGUCUCGUACGCCCGUACAGACGAUGCAGCCUCGCAAAUGGGCGAUUACAGUCGCCGGACAAGUUACUACGGAGGCAACAACAAUGGCUACUCGAAUCGCGGAUACAGCGAUCAAAACGGCUACGGACGUAACGCCCAAUCCCGCCCAGACAGCAUGAUAGAUGCCUACGGCAGUUCCAGCCAGGCCCCCGAGAACUCCUAUCCCUACAACAACAACAACAACAACAACAACAACAACAAUAACAACAACAACAACAAUCAGAACGGCAACGGUCGCCGCCCGCGCCAUACCCCACGCAUGUCCUCGGACCAAGGCGCCCACGGAAACGGCAACGGCGGGCAAUACGCCUACCAGCAGCAAAACUACCAACGCUCCUACGACAAUGUCGCCGCCAUGUCCGGCUCCGGCUCCGGCUACACCGAUUCCUACGGACAAUCAACGGACCCGAGUAGUCUCAACAGCUCGAUGGACCAAUUGCAGCAGCAGGCCCUGCAGCAACAGCGACUCGACGAGCGUGCUCAAGCCGAGUAUGGUUUCCAGGGCUUUGGCGGUAGCCCGAAUAUGAACGGGUAUGGAAAGAGUCUCCCGUCUGCGCCGGCGGCCGUCGCAGAUCCCGGCUGGGGUGGUGCGGCUCCUUCCAAUGGACAUCUUAGGAAAAGCCCGGCGGCGAAUGUGAAGGCGCAGGCGCAGGCACAGGCGAAUCCGGAGAAGAGGAAGAGUUGGUUUAAGAAGCGGUUUAGCAAGGGAUAG
Molecule: messenger RNA, 1125 nt
Organism: Penicillium daleae
Lineage: Eukaryota; Fungi; Ascomycota; Eurotiomycetes; Eurotiales; Aspergillaceae
Product: DUF2406 domain-containing protein
Exons: 5
Coding region: 1-1125 (374 amino acids)
Source: RefSeq, a predicted model, not a curated record